AUGUCUACACCUACAAUGACCGACGAUAGCUCGCAAGAGGCGCAUGCUUCCGAUAGAACUGAAUUCAAUCAAUAUGAUGGUUUCAAUCAGGUGGUCGAGAACGAGAUAAGGGAACUAGCAAGAAAUCCAAGCAGGAUAUCUGUGGACACUGCAAGUUUACACUCCUCCAGCUUGGCUUUGGUCAGAACUUUAACAAACGCUUCACAAAUACCAGGACAGAAUCCAAUGGUUGAGAAUUCAUCUGAGUACAUUGAUCCAAGACUUGAUCCCUGCUCCGAACAAUUCGAUUCCAAAUUCUGGGUCCAGAAUUUAAGAAAACUUGUUCUAUCAGAUGCUGAAUACUACAAACCAGCUUCUUUGGGACUAGCGUACAAGAAUCUUAGAGCUUACGGUCUUGAUGUCGAUACCGAUUAUCAAACUACAUUUGGCAAUGGUAUCUUUAAAAUGCUCAAUAGAUAUGCCAGACGAAUAACUGGAAAAGAGUCUUCUUAUGACAUUCUCAAGCCUAUGGAUGGGAUUCUUUUACCUGGCGAAUUAACUGUUGUGCUUGGUAGACCAGGUGCCGGUUGUACAACACUUUUGAAAACGCUUUCAACACAAACAUAUGGUUUCCAAGUUGAUAAGGAAAGUAUAAUCCUGUACGACGGUUUCACCCCAUCAGACAUCAAGAAACACUAUCGUGGAGACGUCGUUUAUUGUUCAGAAACAGAAAAACAUUUUCCACACUUGACAGUUUGGGAUACUCUAUACUUGGCCGCUAAGUUGAGAACGCCACAAAACAGGCCACUAGGUGUAUCGAGGGAACUAUAUGCAAACCACAUGACAGAAGUUGUUUUGGCAACUUACGGUUUGACUAAUACGAAGUAUACUAAAGUUGGUGAUGAUUUUGUGAGGGGUGUAUCUGGAGGGGAAAGAAAAAGAGUUUCCAUUGCCGAAGUUGCUUUGAAUCUGGCAUUGAUUCAAUGUUGGGAUAAUUCCACUAGAGGCUUGGAUGCUGCAACAGCGUUGGAAUUUGUUAGAGCUUUGAAAGCAUCAGCUCAAGUUUCCAAAGCAACGCCCCUUGUUGCAAUUUACCAAUGUUCUCAGGAUGGUUAUGACUUAUUUGAUAAGGUGAUAUUGAUGUACGAAGGCUAUCAAAUUUUCUUCGGUAACGCCAAAAAGGCAAAACAGUAUUUCAUAGACAUGGGUUAUGAGUGUCCCCAAAGGCAAACUACGGCAGACUUUUUGACUUCUUUGACUAAUCCUGCUGAGAGGAUUCCAAGGAAGGGUUAUGAAGCACAAGUUCCACGUACUCCUGAAGAAUUCUAUAAUUAUUGGCAGAAGUCACCUCAAAGGCAAGAAUUAUUAUCUCAAAUUGAUAGCUACUUGAAUGAGCAUCUUGAGUCUAAUUCCAGGAGUGAGUUUCAUGAGUCUCAUAUCGCAAAGCAAGCAAGGCACACUAAUCCUGGAUCAUCUUAUACUGUGUCAUUCUUAAUGCAAGUAAGGUAUGUUGUCGAAAGAAAUAUAUUAAGAACCAAGGGUGAUCCCUCAUUCAUGCUUUUCCAAAUUGGAGGUAACAUAUUCAUAGCAUUUAUUUUGUGUUCCAUCUUCUACAAUCUUCAACCCACCACAGAAUCAUUCUACAGCAGAACGGCUGCUAUGUUUUUUGCAAUUUUGUUCAAUGCUAACUCAUCAAUGUUAGAAAUAUUUUCUCUUUAUGAGGCCAGAAGCGUUGUCGAAAAGCACAAGACAUAUGCAUUAUAUCAUCCUGCUGCCGAUGCGAUUGGUUCUAUAAUAACAGAACUUCCAACCAAAAUUAUCACUUGUAUUGGGUUUAACUUGGUUUACUACUUCAUGAUCCACUUUAGAAGAGAACCAGGACAUUUCUUUUUCUAUUUGCUAGUGAACUUCACUGCAACACUCGCGAUGUCUCACUUAUUCAGAAGCAUUGGAGCUUCGACUAAAACAAUGUCUCAAGCUAUGACCCCUUCAGUUAUUCUAUUGCUUGCUUUUGUCAUCUUUACCGGUUUUAUCAUUCCAACUCCAGAUAUGCAUGGUUGGUGCAGAUGGAUCAAUUACAUUAAUCCGAUUGCAUAUGCUUUUGAGGCUUUGAUUGCUAAUGAAUUUCAUGACAGGGAUUUCAUAUGCUCUCGAUUUGUACCUUCUGGUGGUAGCUACCCAGUUGAUGGUCCAUAUCGGAUUUGCAGUGUCGUUGGAUCUGUCGUUGGUGAAAAUUAUGUGAAUGGGGAUGCCUUCAUCAACGAGUCUUUCAAGUAUUAUGAUGGUCACAAAUGGAGAAAUUGGGGAAUUGUUCUUGCAUUUGCAAUUUUCUUUAUGUUCACUUAUGUUCUUAUUUGUGAGUAUAAUAGGGGAUCAAGGCAGAAAGGAGAAGUACUUCUAUUCCAGAAACGUUUAUCAAAAAGAAAGAUGGAUAUGGAGAUGGGAAAAAUGGUGAAGUAUACCCAUGAGUUCAGCAGUGAUUCGAGUUUUGAGAAAAAUUCAAAACAUGAAUACAGUGGUAAUAUAUUCCAUUGGAGACAUUUAUCAUACUCAGUGAAAAUUAAAUCUGAAAAUAGGAUCAUUUUGGAUGAUAUAGAUGGCUGGGUUAAGCCUGGACAGAUAACUGCUUUGAUGGGAGCGACAGGUGCUGGUAAAACUACACUUUUGAAUGCGAUAUCUGAUAGAUUGACUGCUGGAGUUGUCACUGAUGGUGUAAGAAUGGUAAACGGAAGACCAUUGGAUGCCGAUUUCCAGAGAUCUGUUGGUUACGUCCAACAACAAGAUCUACAUUUGGAGACAUCCACCGUGAAAGAAGCUUUAAAAUUUUCAGCUUAUUUGAGACAGCCAUAUGCUGUAUCCAAAAAGGAGAAAGAUGAAUAUGUCGACUACGUCAUUAAUCUUUUGGAUAUGGAACUGUAUUCAGACGCAGUUGUUGGUAUAUCUGGCGAAGGCCUUAAUGUCGAGCAAAGAAAGAGACUUUCAAUUGGUGUCGAGUUAGUUGCCAAACCAAAAUUAUUGCUAUUUCUAGAUGAACCUACCUCUGGAUUAGAUUCACAAACAGCUUGGUCUAUUUGCAAGUUGAUUAGAAAAUUGGCAGAUAGUGGUCAGGCUAUUGUUUGUACUAUCCAUCAACCUUCAGCCAUAUUAUUGAAAGAAUUUGAUCGUUUACUUUUCUUACAAAAAGGUGGCCAAACAGUAUAUUUUGGUGAUUUGGGGGACUAUUUUAAUACUUUGAUUCAAUACUUCGAAAAACACGGUGCUCAUAAAUGUCCUCCGGAAGCUAAUCCAGCUGAGUGGAUGUUGGAAGUAAUUGGUGCAGCACCUGGUUCUCAUUCAAAGAAAGACUAUGCCAAGGUUUGGAAAGAUUCAGAAGAGUAUAAACAGAUACAGAGAGAGUUAGAUGAAAUGGAAAGAGAGCUUGUAAAGCUACCAGUUAAUGAUGAUCCAGAAAAGUUGAAAACAUUUACAAAUCCAAUGUGGAAACAAUAUGUUUUAGUUACUGAAAGAGUCCUUCAACAGUAUUGGCGAACACCAAGUUAUACUUAUAAUAAGGUUACCUUAUCUGUACUCUCCUCCUUAUUUAAUGGUUUUGCUUUCUUCAAGGCAGACAGAUCACUUCAAGGACUUCAAAAUCAAAUGUUUUCGGUUUUCAUGUUUUUGGUCAAUUUGAUGACGUUAGUACAACAGUAUUUGCCUCAUUUUGUUGCUCAAAGAGAUCUAUAUGAAGUCAGAGAAAGACCAUCAAGAACUUUCAGCUGGUUUGCUUUUAUUGCUGCCCAGAUAACAUCUGAGGUUCCAUGGAAUAUUUUCUGUGGUACCUUAUCCUUUCUUUCUUGGUAUUAUCCAGUAGGGUUUUACCAGAAUGCCGUUGAGACCAAUACAGUCCAUCAACGUGGUGGAUAUAUGUGGUUUGCUAUUGUUAUGUUCUACGUUUACUCCUCAACUAUGGGCCAGAUGUGUAUGUCAUUCAUGGAACUAGCAGAUAACGCAACCAACUUGUGCAUCAUCAUGUACAGUAUGUGUCUUGGUUUCUGUGGUGUGUUGGUUACUAAACAGAAUUUGCCUGGAUUUUGGAUAUUCAUGUACAGAGCAAAUCCAUUCACUUACUUAGUUUCUGUCAUUUUGUCAACCGGGUUAUUUGAUACCAAAGUUACUUGCUCUCCUACAGAGAUUCUCAACAUUCCUGUUCCUCAGGGUUAUACAUGUGAGCAAUUUAUGGGACCAUACAUGAGUGUUGCAGGUGGAUAUUUGCAAAGCAAUGGCGGGCAAUGUCAAUUCUGCACCAUGGCUAACACCAAUGUAUUCCUCAACCUGAUAAAUGCUGAUUACUAUACGAGAUACAGAGAUAUGGGCCUUUUUGUUGCAUUUAUUGGUAUUAAUGUUAUUUGCACAGUUUUCUUUUACUGGCUUGCCAGAGUCCCAAAAUUCAACAGAAGAGGAACUAAGACUUAG
Molecule: messenger RNA, 4431 nt
Organism: Scheffersomyces stipitis CBS 6054
Lineage: Eukaryota; Fungi; Ascomycota; Pichiomycetes; Serinales; Debaryomycetaceae
Gene: CDR4.2
Product: pleiotropic drug resistance family ABC transporter
Exons: 1
Coding region: 1-4431 (1476 amino acids)
Biological process (GO): xenobiotic detoxification by transmembrane export across the plasma membrane
Cellular component (GO): membrane
Molecular function (GO): ABC-type transporter activity; ATP binding; ATP hydrolysis activity
Source: RefSeq, a predicted model, not a curated record